Lolium perenne is the source of this 461-nucleotide messenger RNA. The record is from RefSeq and is a predicted model, not a curated record. NCBI's taxonomy places the organism in Eukaryota, Viridiplantae, Streptophyta, Magnoliopsida, Poales, Poaceae.
CUCACCAGCUCCAAUCGAUCGAUCGAGCUCGAGCAAGUAGCGCAGUAGCUAGCCAUGUGGACGAAGAAGGUUGCGACGUCGGUGGUCCUGGUCAUGCUGCUCCUGAUCAUCGCACAGGAAGUGACGGUGCCGGGGGUGGAGGCGAAGAGGAAGACGUGUCGGCAGAAGAGCAAGAGGUUCAAGAACCCGUGCUAUACCAACAGCAAGUGCGCGCAGGUGUGCCAUGGCGAGGGCUGGAGUGGAGGCAACUGCGACGGGGCCUUACACGAGUGCACGUGCAUCAAGAACUGCUAGCCAUGCAUCGAUGUAUGCCCUAAGCUGCUAGCUACCUCUCUGGUCUGUGCGUGCAUACGUAUCUAUGUGUAUCUAUGUAUGUUUGUAAUUGUCACUGGCUAGCUGCUGCUGCAUCUCGGUCGAUGCACGGGCUAAGAUGAGAAUAAAGACACGCACGUUACCAUCUA